This is a messenger RNA of Paramacrobiotus metropolitanus, 3756 nucleotides long. RefSeq names its product dynactin subunit 1-like. The record is from RefSeq and is a predicted model, not a curated record. Gene Ontology annotation, cellular component: type III intermediate filament. NCBI's taxonomy places the organism in Eukaryota, Metazoa, Tardigrada, Eutardigrada, Parachela, Macrobiotidae.
UGUCGCAACAAACUUUUCAGUCUUUUUAGUUUUAUUCCGAAAAAUCUCGAACGAGUAAUAUGUACACCAUUAUAUCUGUAACGACAUGUUAUUUUGUUAGCUACUGUAUUGCACUCUUAAAAAUGGCUGCUUCGCCACGGACGCCACCAACAUCUCAGUGGCAAGUUGGCGAUCUGGUGCGAGUGGAAGGUAAAGAUUGUGAAGGGAAGAUUGCCUUUAUCGGGGAAACUAAAUUUGCGUCGGGUAUCGGGGUGGGUGUCGUGCUUCGUGAACCGAAAGGGAAAAAUAAUGGCACUGUUAAGGACGUGAAAUCUUUCGAAUGCGAGGAAAACUGUGGAACGUUCGUCCGCGAAAGUCAGGUAUUUGCGUUGACGAGCGAACGAAGAGGAUCUUCGGCCACCUCAUUGACUGGCUCCACAACAUCACUGCAGAGUUUGACUGAGAAGUCUGGAGGCUCAACGCCGUCCGAAGCCCAUACGACAAAAACGGAUAAGACUGCCGCCAGACCGAGUGUUAAGGGAUCUGCUGCGAAAGGUGCACUGCCUGCGCCGUCCCAGAGCGCCUCCAGAGUGCCUGCGCCUGGAUUGAAAGCGCCGCGUCCUUCCGCAUCUAUCCCUUCUGGUCUUUCCUCCGUUUCCGCAACCGAGUCGAGCAGCAAAAAACUUCCGACCUUUGCCCCUGUACUAGCCUCUGCCGUCGCCGCAGUUGAUUCUUCGCCACCGUUAGAGCAGCCGAGUUCGCCAGCCAAGAAUGAUCUCCCCAAGGAAGCUCCUCUCUCUUCCAGAGAGAUCUCCCAACCAGUCACAGCGACAGAACGCAAAGGAUCCUUGAAAACUGAAACUUCAAUCGACGCUUCGACGGUUAGCGAGACGGAAGCCGCACGCCCUGAACCAAAAGAGAUCGCGGUUGAUAUUCACAGAUUAAAACGGGACUAUGAGUCGGAGAACAACAAACUACGUCUUCAAAUCGAGCAUCUCGAGAUCAACAAGCAAAUGGCAGAAGCUCAUGGUGAGCUGCAGAAACAGUUGCUCGCUGCUCAGAAAGAAAUUCGUGAGGUCAAAGAAGCGGCGUCCACCCAGGAGGAUCUGACUGAGCUUCACGAAAACAUUGAGAUGUUGACCCUUGAUCGCGAGAUGGCGGAAGAAAAACGAGAACAGAUGGAACGGGAAUUAGAGGAUCUCAAAAUGAAAUACGAGGAUAAAUGUCUGGAUUUGGAGAUGUUACAGCAUCAGGUAUCUGAGGGAGGGCAUGGAGAAGCGUCCACGAACAUGAAAGUUGUGCAGCUAGAGAAGCAAAAACAGGAUUUAACAGAAGCCCUUUACAAGCUUCGAGAUUUGCUGGAUGGAAAAAAAUAUGACGUGCAACGGUUGGAAAAGGAUUUGAAGGCAGCGGAGGAACGAAACGAUGCCCUUACUGUUUCGGUCGAAAGACACCAGAGGGAAAUUGCUACUAAUGAAGAACUUCUAGUGAAUCUUCGUGAGCAGGUUGAUGCUGCUUUGGGUGCGGAGGAGAUGGUUGAGCGUUUAGCUAACCAAAAAUUAGAUCUGGAAGACAAAAUCGAAGAACUACGGGAUACGGUGAAGGAUUACGAAGAGAUAAUGGCUAUGAAUAAUGAGUUGAUUGAGUUAUCACACCAGACGGUGCAUAAAUUCCGUGAUUUGACAAAACAGCUGCAGGAAGAAAACAAUCGUAUGCGCGAGCAACUGCAACUGAGUGCUAACACGCCAACCCAAGCUGCUGUGGUGCCGGCAUCGGUCGAUUUCCGCCUGAAAAUCCAGGACGACAAAGUUAAUGCCGAACGAGUGGAUAGGAAAAUGCUGAUGAUCAAAGAGAAGAUGUUGCAGCAGGAACAAGCCUAUUUAAUGUUGUUCAUGCCUGACAUAUUCGCCAUCAGCCGUGAAGACAGUUUUAUCCGUAUCUGUGUUUUACCGGAACUGAUUGGUUUGAAACUGCGUUUGAUUGAAGAAGAAGUACAAAUGAAAUAUGAAGUUCCGACCGUUGUCGAUUUAUCUGCUGUUCAAAGCUUUGAUGCUCAUCGUCGGGAUGAAGUCGCCUAUGCGUCGUAUUUUAAUUUCCUGCUAAAGAUUCUAGAGGCGAAUGACCGAGAUAUCGACUAUGCGAUUCGCACCGCUCCGGCCGAAAUUUUUGGUAUGUUGAAUGAUUUGGAAGGCCGGGUGGAUCGUCCAGAGAAAGCCAUCCAGUACUAUAUUGAUCAGUUGCGCCAGAGUCGCUUGGAUGACACGAUCAGUCUCGAAUACUUGGAGACCUCAACCAAAGAUAUGGACGAUAUUUUAGAACGGUUGAAUGCGGUGGAAGCCAGUGCUCGCAGCAGUAUGGAUAAAAUGAAAGAUGUCAUGGAUAUUAUUGCUUUCGGGAUGAAAUCGAUUGCAGCCAGCGCGCUGGGGCUGAAGUUGUUGGCGGGAGCUACGGCUACAGAAUUUUCCAAAUUGUUUAUGGAGUUUGCUAAUAAAUCCGAAAUUGUAACAGAUAUUGUGCGCAAGGUGAAGCGACCACUGGACACCGACAAUGAACUGCGCGCAGUGAUGCUUUCGGAAACUGUCGAUGCGCAGCUGAAAGAUAUAGUGAACAAUCUGCACCGAUGUGUGGCACUGUGUUAUUUGUGGUAUCAGACCGUCAACACGCAGAACGCGGUUCACGCCAAGUGGCAUCGGGGUGGUGUUAAACUUCCGGAGAUGCCUAAACAUCCUUUGAAGGUUCGUGCGGAAACACUGAAGAAGGCGCUGGCCGAUGCGGAGGCACUGAAGAGCAGAUUAGCUACAAAGGAUAAGGAGAUCGUCGAACUUAAGAAAAAUUUGCGAUCGAAAGUGGAGGAAAUCAGCGAAUACCGCCUGCGCCGUGAUAUGACCGAGCGAAAACUGGAAACUGCAUCAAAACCGGAAGAAGAAAAAUUGUCCAAGUUGCAGGUGCAAAUUCUCGACCUGACCAGCAAACUGCACAAGGUGCAGAACGAGUACGACACGGAAACCGCUCAUCUGCGUAUUCAAUUGGAACAGUCAGAAGCGGAUAGGAAGCAAAUGGACGAGAAUCUGAAACAGACCAACCAGCAAACGCUUCCUUCGGUUCCUUGAGAUAUCGCCUCGUAAAACACCCGUUAGUAGGAGUUAGUACGAGUGGUUACCCAUCGGAUGGGCAGAUCGAUGUACUGCGGCAGAUUAUUUCUUCCUUGAGGGCGGAAAUUAUCACUCUUAAAGGACAGCAAAUUAAACAGGAUUUGGAUCAAUUACUUCCACCGCUCAAACCCCGUCGCGAGCAGUUCGAGAUCCUUUUACCGAGCGUCUGAAUAAGCUGAAGCGCCAACAGUUGGAACUGGAAACGGAGAACCGGAUGCUGUUGGCUAAAACUGUUGUUGAUUUGAGUAAACCACAGGAGGAGCGGGACCGUCUAAGGAAGUUUAGGAGGACAAUGGAUGCCGAAUUGCAGUUGAAAUUAAGAAAGAUUCAUACUGAGAUUUCCGAACUUUCUGGCCCCGCACGAUUUUUUGAAGAUCGUACUCUUACGGAUUGAGCGUUCUGUGUGCCGUUUAGUAAUUUUCUGGAUAGGAAGGCCACCGUUUUUAACCCAGUGAUGAAAGACGAAUGAGUUUUAUUGUUUCUAAACUGUACUAUGCGCUGGAUUAUUUUGUAUUUGUGCUUCAAGUUUUUAUUUGACGAACAUCGAAUGCGUCUGUAUAAAGUUGCUGUAAGCGGUAUUGCAGUGAUCUUCAUUAAGCUGUUUGCAGUUCAUAAUAAAUUAUGC